Adineta ricciae is the source of this 1068-nucleotide messenger RNA. The record is from the annotation of a GenBank genome assembly. NCBI's taxonomy places the organism in Eukaryota, Metazoa, Rotifera, Eurotatoria, Adinetida, Adinetidae.
AUGACUUCGCGUCCUUCAGUAGAUACGUGUCAUCCAUCCUUCACAUCAAAAAUUUCAUACGCGACGGGUUUAUAUCCAACAUCGUUUACUGCUGCGGACUUUAAUGGUGAUAAUCAAACAGAUCUUGCCAUUACUAAUUCCGGUAGUAACAGUAUUAGCAUACUUCUUGCUAGUGUCAAUGGUACUUUUACAUCGACACAAACUUUCCCAACAGGAAUCGCUCCUCAGAGACUUGCUGUGGGUGAUUUUAAUGGUGACCAACGAUUAGAUAUCGUUGUUGUUAAUUCGAUAGAUAAUACAAUUAGUUUGUUACUAGGCUUCGGCAAUGGAAGUUUUCCAACACACAGAACAAUUUCAACAGGCUUGACUCCAUAUUGGAUUGCAGUCAGCGAUUUUAAUCAUGAUAACCAUGCUGAUAUAGUCGUCACUAAUUUUGCUAGUGAUAACAUCGGUGUUUAUCUUGGUGACGGCCAUGGAAACUUUUCAAUUCCAUUAAUUUUUCCAACCGGUUCGUAUCCAGUCGGAAUCGCUCUCGGUGAUUUGAAUCACGACAACCAAACAGAUCUUGCUGUAACCAGCUAUUUGAGUAAUAGUGUCAGUGUUCUGUAUGGUUAUGGUAAUGGAAGUUUUGCUAAGCAGAAGAUGUUUUCGACAGGUGGUACUUAUCCAUUUUCAAUUCUGAUCGAUGAUUUGAAUGGAGAUAAUCAGUCGGAUCUUGUCGCUGUCAACCGCGGUGACAAUACGGUUAGCAUUCUACUCAACGACGGAAAUGGAUCCUUCACAUUACAAGAGAAACUGAAUACCGGCCUAAAUCCAUAUCAAGCUGCUAUGAUUGAUUUAAAUAAUGAUAAUCGAAAAGAUCUCGUUGUUACAAAUACAUACAGUAAUGAUAUAAGUGUGUUCCUUCGUUCAAUCAAUGGUACUUUUACAUCAGAAAUGACAUUUCCAGUCGGAGAAUCACCGACAGGACUUCUUUGUCAUGAUUUCAAUAAUGAUAAUCACCCAGAUAUUGCCAUUGCCAAUAAUGCACAAACAGUUAUUAAUAUUCUAUUUAAUAUAUGUCAUUAA